Molecule: messenger RNA, 1857 nt
Organism: Phymastichus coffea
Lineage: Eukaryota; Metazoa; Arthropoda; Insecta; Hymenoptera; Eulophidae
Exons: 2
Coding region: 232-1767 (511 amino acids)
Molecular function (GO): zinc ion binding; nucleic acid binding
Source: RefSeq, a predicted model, not a curated record
AAUAUCCUAGGUUAUGUUUGCUAUACAUAAGUGCAUAACCAACGUUUUAUAUCUUUGUCGGCAAAACGGAGAAUCCAUUAUUUUCAUAAAAAUUUGUCAAUUGUAUUACACUUAUUAGAGUAUUUACAAUUAUUUUGAAAAAAGUAAGCGUAAACCAAUUUUAUUUCCUUUUACAACAUUUACGUUAUUACAUUCCCUAAUCAUCGAAUUGUACGUGAAUAAAAUAUCAUUAUGACACGUUUUACACGAGCAAAAGGCUCAAAAUCUUCGAACGAGAGGGUACCCAAUGAAGGAACACCAUGGCAUAUUAUGAAGCAACAACUGGAAGAAGCUUUGCAGAUGCAACAAAUAUCACAAAACAAAACAAAAUCUGCUCGUCAAUUGCUCAAAGAAAAAGAUGAUGCAGUUUAUUAUGCACAAUCUUUGGGAAAUAUUAGUACCGAUUGGGCAGAAUUCGAAAAUUCAAAAGUUGAUGCUGUGAAAAAUAGUAAAAUAGAAAAGAAACCCAAGGGUCAGCAGAAAAAGAUUGAAGCAGUUGCUAAAAAAUAUCUUUCAGAACAUAAAGGAUCAGCUGAAUCUGCUAGUACAAAUAAAAUAGCUGGAAAAGAUGAAAAUAUUGUAAGUACUAUUGAUAAAAAACAAAAAAAUAAUACCAAAUCGGAUAAUCCUACUGAAGAUUAUUUUGCAAAAGAUUCGAAUGAUACAGAAGAUAUUGAUAAAAAGAAAAAGUAUAAAGCAAUCGAAUUGUCUAAGUCGGCUUCUAAAGAUACAACCGUUAGUAAACAAAAAGUCUAUAAUAAACUUGAUGAAUCAAACACAAAAUUAAGUAAGAGACAAAAAAGAAACAAGAAAAAACAAGAUCAGAUCAACGAACCUCAAAACGAAGCCUCUAAUAUAAACAUGUUCAAUGUUGAAGGAAAUGAUUGGAAUAAUUCUGUGGAAAUUGGUAAAAGAAGAAAAAUUGAUGACAAUCGUGAUGGACAAUUUGCUAGCACUGCUUGUUUUGAUAAUAAAAGUGACAAGUGGUCUCGGUUUGAUUUUAAGAAUUUCAGAAGAUUUGGCAACAAUGUACCAAAAAAAUUUCAAAGAAAAGUAGCCAAAAAUAAAGAUGAUAGAAGUCAUCAAAGAAGAAAACUUGAUAAUAAUAUACUGAAAGUUACAAUAAAUGGAAUGGAUGUAGAAAUUGUAAAAUACGAUGGUUUUCCAGUGAAAAAAGACGAUGCAGAACGAUUGAAAGAAUUAAGACAAAAAUUAGUUCUGAAAGGCAUACCUGAAUCAGAAAUAAAUGCUGCCAUGAAAUUAGAAAGGAGAAAGUGUGAAAAAGUCUUGGCUCGAAUACGGAGACAAGUUUGUUUUCACUGCAGAAAAGCUGGUCAUAAUCUAUCUGAUUGCCCAGAACUUGGCAAGGAAGAAGCAGGUACAGGAAUAUGUUUCAAAUGUGGAUCUACAGAGCAUACUCACUUUGAGUGUAAGGUUACUAAGUCAGAUGAUUAUAGAUAUGCAAAGUGUUUUAUAUGUAGAGAACAAGGGCAUAUUGCUAAACAAUGUCCAGAUAAUCCAAAAGGCUUAUUUCCUGAUGGUGGUUGUUGUAAAAUUUGUGGUGAUGUAACACAUUUGAAAAAAGAUUGUCCAGAUUUAAUUAAACAAAAAGAAGAAAUAUCCAUCGUCCUUGAUACCAUAAAAGAUUCUAAUCUGGAAUCAUUAGAUAGUAAUAUUGUUACAAAACCACCAUUAAAAACACCUGUUAAAAAAAUUGUAAAAUUUUAAAAUAAAUUAAUAUAUUGAUUUGCAACUGUUUUCAAAAUAAAUUUUUAUAAUGUUAUGAGGUAAAAAUUCUUACUUUUAUGAUUAAGCUUA